This is a messenger RNA of Chionomys nivalis (European snow vole), 1329 nucleotides long. RefSeq names its product H-2 class I histocompatibility antigen, Q10 alpha chain-like. Gene Ontology annotation, cellular component: external side of plasma membrane. The record is from RefSeq and is a predicted model, not a curated record. The transcript has 7 exons. Gene Ontology annotation, molecular function: signaling receptor binding; peptide antigen binding. NCBI's taxonomy places the organism in Eukaryota, Metazoa, Chordata, Mammalia, Rodentia, Cricetidae. Bases 6 to 1043 code for a protein of 345 amino acids. Gene Ontology annotation, biological process: antigen processing and presentation of endogenous peptide antigen via MHC class I via ER pathway, TAP-independent; positive regulation of T cell mediated cytotoxicity; antigen processing and presentation of endogenous peptide antigen via MHC class Ib.
UUGAGAUGGGGGCGAUGGCACCGCAUACGCUGCUCCUGCUGCUGGCGGCCGCCCUGGCCCCGACCCAGACCCGCGCGGGCACGCACUCGCUGCUGUAUUUCUCCACCAUCGUGUCCCGGCCCGGCCUCGGGGAGCCCCGGUACAUGAAAGUCGGCUACGUGGACGACACGCAGUUCGUGCGCUACGACAGCGACGCGGAGACUCCGAGGAUGGAGCCGCGGGCGCCGUGGGUGGAGCAGGAGGGGCCGGAGUAUUGGGAGAGGGAGACACAGAUCGCCAAGAACAUUGAGCAGAUUUUCCGAGUGAACCUGAGGACCCUGCUCGGCUACUACAACCAGAGCGAAGGCGGCUCUCACACCAUCCAGGUGAUGUAUGGCUGUGAGUUGGGGUCAGAUGGACGCUUCCGCCGCGGGUAUGAACAGGUCGCCUACGAUGGCCGCGAUUACAUCGCCCUGAACGAGGACCUGAAGACGUGGACGGCGACAGACACCGCGGCGCAGAUCACCCGGCGCAAGUGGGAGCAGGCUGGGGAGGCAGAGAGAUACAAGGUCUACCUGGUGGGACAGUGCCUAUGGUGGCUGAUCAGAUACCUGGAGAACGGGAAGGACGCGCUGCUGCGCACAGAUCCCCCAAAGGCACAUGUGACCCAUCAUCCUGGACCUAAAGGUGAUGUCACCCUGAGGUGCUGGGCCUUGGGUUUCUAUCCUGCUGACAUCACCCUGACCUGGCAAAGGGAGGAGGAGGAACAGACUCAGGACAUGGAGCUGGUGGAGACCAGACCUUCUGGGGAUGGAACCUUCCAGAAGUGGGCAUCUCUGGUGGUGCCUUCUGGGGAGGAGCACAAAUAUACCUGCCAUGUGUACCAUGAGGGGAUGCCUGAGCCCCUCACUUUGAGAUGGGAGCCUCCUCAGUCUAAGGUCCCCGUCAUGGCGGUCAUUGCUGGUCUGGUUCUCCUUGGAGCUGUGAUCAUUGGAGCUGUUGUGAGGAAGAGGAGGAGAAACACAGGUGGAAGAGGCGGGAACUAUGCUCCAGCUCCAGUGUGAAGACAGCUGCCUGGUGUGGAUGGAGUGAUAGACAAUGUGUUCAGGUCUCUCCUGUGACAUCCAGAGCCCCUCAGUUCACUCUCAGCAAUAGUGUCUGAUGUUCCCUGUGAUCCUAUGGGCUCAAUAUGAAGAACUGGGGAGCCCAGCCCACCCUGCACACCAGGACCCUGUCCCUGCACUGCCCUGUUCCCUUCCACAGCCAACCUUCCUGUUCCUGCAGACAGGAGGAGACAUCUCCAUCCUGUCUCCUCCAUGCUGUCCUGAGCUACAGUCCUCAUUUCUCCAC